AUGCCUGUUGGUUAUGUCUUGUUUUGCGAGCUCUUUGGUAAAGAAAAGUUGAUUGCAUAUCAGCGGGAAUUUCAUGCUUUGAAGGAACGUCUUCGUAUAGCUGAGCAUCGCACUCUGCAGCGCUCUUCGGAGCUGAACGCUAUCUUGGAGCAGUUCAGGCGUGCAGUAGCAGAAACAAAUGGGAGUAAGAAUGCAAUGAAUAAUUUUUCAGAUGAGACGCUGAAAUUGUUGAAAGAGCUAACAAGUAGAAAAUCUCUUCAAGUGCCAAAUAUCUAUUACCAUUUGCCUCAUUUGCUGAAAAAUGAAGGAAGCCUUCAACCCUCAGUGCAGGUUGGCCUUGGAAGGACAGGAGUUUCCAUUGUAAUGGGAAUACCUACAGUGAAAAGAAAAGUCAAGUCUUACCUUACAGAAACGCUCCACUCCCUUAUUGAUAAGCUGUCCCCUGAAGAAAAACUGGAUUGUGUUAUGGUUGUCUUUAUAGGAGAGACUGAUCUCGAUUAUGUUAACAGUGUUGUUGCAAGCCUGGAAAAAGAAUUUUCUACAGAGAUCAAUUCUGGCUUGGUGGAAGUAAUAGCCCCUCCUGCAUCUUACUAUCCUGACUUGACAAACUUGAAAGAGACAUUUGGAGACUCAAAAGAGAGAGUAAGAUGGAGAACAAAACAAAACUUGGAUUAUUGUUUUCUUAUGAUGUAUGCCCAGAAAAAGGGAGUUUAUUACAUUCAGCUUGAAGAUGACAUCGUUGUCAAGCAGAAUUAUUUCAGCACAAUAAAAAACUUUGCACUUCAGCUUGCUUCUGAAGAUUGGAUGAUUCUAGAAUUUUCUCAGCUGGGUUUCAUUGGUAAAAUGUUCCAGUCUCCAGAUAUCACUCUUAUUGUAGAGUUCAUAUUUAUGUUUUAUAAGGAGAAACCUAUUGAUUGGCUCCUGGACCAUAUCCUCUGGGUGAAAGUGUGUAACCCUGAGAAAGAUGCUAAACAUUGUGAUCGACAGAAAUCUAAUCUACGGAUACGCUUCAGGCCUUCUCUUUUCCAGCAUGUUGGCCUCCACUCUUCUCUAGCAGGAAAGAUCCAGAAACUCACAGAUAAAGACUUCCUGAAACCAUUACUGCAUAAAAUCCACGUGAAUCCACCUGCAGAGGUUUCGACAUCUUUAAAAGUCUACCAGGGGCAUACACUAGAAAAAACCUACGUAGGGGAAGAUUUUUUCUGGGCUGUCACGCCAGUUGCUGGAGAUUAUAUUCUUUUUAAAUUUGACAAGCCAGUCAAUGUAGAAAGGUACUUGUUUCACAGUGGCAAUCCAGAGCAUCCAGGAGACAUACUUCUAAACACGACUGUAGAAGUUUUGCCUUUCCAGAAUGAAGAACUGGUAUUAAGCAAAGAAACCAAAGACAAACGCUUAGAGGAUGGUUACUUCAGGAUAGGGAAGUUUGAAAACGGUGUAGCUGAAGGAACAGUUGACCCCAGCCUAAACCCUAUUUCAUCAUUCCGGCUUUCAGUAAUACAAAAUUCAGCCGUUUGGGCAAUUCUGAAUGAGAUUCAUAUUAAAAAGAUUACAAACUGAUCAUGGAAUUCUGCUUUAGAGGAAAAAGGAUCCUUGAAAACUUUUCCUAUAAAAUCUGACAUCCUUAGCAAAUCACAAAUUGAAAAUACUGAGCAUGCACCUUAAUUCCAAAUUUCAUUCUUUUCCACUUGAACUCUACCUCUUGUGAAACCUACUGUAGAUGAGAAGAUUGUAUUUACCCCUUCUUAUCUGAUCCAUCCAGAAACUGAUGCUCCACACUGAUAACGUUCGUCUGAGGCCCAAGUUGUCCUCCACUUUAAUGUGACUUUACCAUCUUAUGGUUACAAAACCCUGCUAUGCUUAAACUGUACUAUUUUGAUAGUAUAGUAAUAUAGAGAAGUUGUACAUAUUGUUACAUUCCUUGAAGAAGAAGAAAAAAAUAUAAUUAUUGUUAAAUAUGUUUUAUGAAGGGGGUACUUUCGGAGUUCCAUUUAUUUUCUAUAACAAGAACCCUCUUUUAUAGACUGUCAGGGAUAUAUAUUAAAAAUGUUAGGGAUAUUUAAUUUAUUAAAAUAAUUUGAAAAGUACAUAUUUUUAUGCAGUAAAAUUUUAAAUUGAUAUAGUUUUUUUAUGAAUUCUCUAGUUUAAGUUAUCUUUCUACAUUUUUCUUUGGAGAUGCAAACAUAAAUUAAUACCAUAUUUCAAAUUUACUGCCAUGUUUAAAAAAAACUAAAUUAAGUUUCUAAAUUACAUAGUUUUGUACACAGAAUCUGAAUGAUGUGCAGAGGCAUAAACAGAGCCUCUGAAGAGCAUUAUUCUUUGGGGCUAUGAAAUUCCACUAUGUACAGUUUGUAGCCACAUAAAAAGCAUGUUAAAUGUCUUGUUUCAUAUUAUGUACUAAAUCGGCAGUGAUUUUAGAUCAAAUCCAUUGCAUUUUAGAAGAUUUUUUUUUUUAUUCCAAACAGUUAUUUCUAAAAAUCUUUGUAAACAUUUCCUAGCCUGAACAAAUUCAUUUUCUGUCCUGAAAAAAAUAAUUCUCCAGCUUUGUUUUGGAGUGAUAGAGGUUACUUUACAUCAAAAGAACAAAUAAUACAUAGAUACAUUUGACCUAUGGAGGUCUCCUUUUAGAAAGUUCUGUUAAUGUAGUGUUCAUUUUGGAUACAUUACAGUUUAUUUUUAUUUUCUUCAGUUGUUCAAAACCAACAUUUUAGUUUUGACUUCUUUAUUGAUGAGUGUAUUAACUCACAUGAACUUUUUACUAGGAACUAAAUUUGGCCUCAAGUUAGUACCCUGCCUUUUCGUUUCAAGGGAAACAACAGUGAUCUUAAAUGAAUCAUAAACUCAGUCAGGAACAAAACAUGGUUUGGAUUACAUCCAGAGGGGAAUUGUUGCAGUACUAAUGCUGCUGGUGCUGCUCUUAAUAGUCUUUCUGCUUAGGUGCUUAUAUGUAAGACACAGGCAUGGGAAGAUUUCAGUUAGUCAGAAAUGAUCAGGAAAAAGAGAGGCGAGAAUUCCUCCCUUUAAUAGGAAAGAAGUGCCUGACUGACACUGGAGGGAGGCAUCUGCCUUGGCCUGGGGAUUCUCAGCUGGGCUAUGAACAAGCCUCCUGGAAUUGACAUCUCAAAAGCUGGAGGGUUUUCCCUAUGGGGAAAAACCCCCACUCUGCUAUUCCCAACAUAGAAUCAUAGAAUCGUUCAAGUUGGAAAAGACCUUUAAGAUCUUUGUGGUCAGGGUACAGAUGCACAAAACCUGUUGCAGGGUCCCUGAUCUAGAGUGGGGAUCUUGAAUUUGCACCUCCGGCAUUAUUUGGCUAAUAGAUUUGGCCUCUCUUUUAUGACACGUUUAUAAGGAGCAGGAGCCUAAACCUGACUCUUCAGCACUGCAAACCAUCACCACUGGGGUAUAGAGUCAAUCUGUCUUUUCUUCUGCCUUGUUGGAAAGUGGUGUCAUAGCUUUGACAGUUUAGCAGUAUUCAAGUUGAAGAGCUUAACUGUUUCGACAGACUGUUGUCAUUUUGGUUUAGCUAUGUUGUCUGGGGACACAGGGAAGACAAGAUUUGUACACAGAGGCAAGACCUUCUGUUUAGACUGACUGGUGUAAGUUCAAGUUAGAAAGCUACCAGGCAGGCCUUGUUUACUUUUUCUGAUCACAUCAGGUGGUCUAAAUAAAAUGUUACUUGGAAAGCUCGCGUUGCCCAUAGAGACUGUGGGCAUAAGCUAAGUACUGGCCACAUAAAUGGAGUUUAUUCUUGGAUUUUGGAACCUGGGUGACUGGCUCUGAUCCCGUGUGACUCUAGCCUGUUGUGGUGCUACUCUAGCCCCGUUUGUCACCUGUGUAAUGCCGUGCCAUCAAAUUAUUGUCAUGCAAUGGCUUUUUAUCACACAUUACCUAGCAAAGGUCUGAGAAAGUAUUGAGGCGUUCUUCUCAUCUGUGUCAGUGGAUGAAUGAUGCAAGUUAUUUACACUAGAGUUAUUUAUUACAAUUCAGACUGCAGAAAUAUGUUAGAUAUUGAAGUUUCUUAAUAUAAUUAGUUUUGCUGACAGUGACCUUUUCCAUUUUUCCAUUAUUUCAGAAGUUUACUGGUACCACUUGUUGGAGAAAGCUGUGUGCUUAUUCUAAAAGCAUUACUAUUCCUGAGGUUUCACAGUAGUUAAGAUGAUUCAUUGCUAAUAUACUUAAAUACAUAGAUCCCUACCACACUGAUUGCAGAACUCCAGUUAACAGUAGUUUUCAAGAAUGUUGAGAUUUAUCCAAGACAACAAAUUACUGCUUGGUAAAAUGGGGAUGGUUUCCUAAAGACUAGUGUAUCUUUAUUAUAUCAUACUACCAGGAGUUGAAAACUUGGGCUACUUUAAUAGUUUCAGUGUUCCUAGUUUAUAUGCUCUCUAAAUAAAAGUGCCACAUUAAGACAAAUUACAUUUCAUGGAUUCAGGUAAAUUCAGAGAUGGUGUAAUCAGGUAGUUCUGCAAAUUUGUUUGGAAAUUUUGCUGAAAAAUAUAAAAAGCAAGGAGGAUAUUUUCUAUUUAAUUAUUUCCGCAGACAGCUAUUUUGGGCUUUCAAAUUUCAAUCCCCAAGUCAGGCUAAAGUGACAAAGUAAGUGCUUAGGCAGUUUGGCUCACCAGCCUUUAGCUCAGGCACUGUUUGUGAUGGAUAUACUCCAGAGGAGCCGGUGUCUCUUGCAUUUGUCCGUCGUAAGUGACAGCAUUGCCAUAAGAGAUCUUAAACAGUAUCUUAAACCUGUUAAAUUAUUUGGGGGAGUUUUUCCCUACAUGUAUUUAAUUUCAGCUUAUUUUUGUUGUUGCCUUAAAAAUCCCCUCUAGGCCUCUGAAUCUUAGCUAUACAGUAAUGGAAAGUGUUUCAAAAUAAAUUGCAUUACCCUAUGAUCCUGCUAGCUCCUUCUGAUGCUGUUAAAGCUUCAGAAAAGUGAACUUUUGUGAAACCAAAGGCAUUGCCAGAAACCUUCAUUAUCCGGGCAAAUUAUUCUUAACUUCUUGUACUGGAUGCCAGACAGACUCGCCAAUACGAGCACUGGCUUUUGUGAGCAGAUUAGGAUUGCUUGGGACCAAGGAAAUACAAGGCUUGCAGUAUAAUGUUGCUUUGCUCGUUCAGUGGGUAGUCCUAAUGAAAACUUUGUAAAUAAUGUGAACAGGAUGUGAUCCCAAAGUAGCACUUUUUAUUUUCUUAAUGAGUGUUUCUAAAGCACUGUAGAAGGCUUUGAGCUUUUGCAAGCAUCUCAAACAGGUAUUUGCAUUGAUGGAAAAAAUUUCUGUAGAUAUAUUUGUUUUUUCUCUACUUAAAGAUGGCUUAGAAAAAUUCAAAGAUAAACAUAUGAUUCAUGGACCAAGAAAAGACUGGACUCUUCUGUCUUGCUGCUACUGCAGCUAGACACUGUUUCAAAAGCAGUUUUUAAAUACCUUGAGUCAGUUUAGGCAAAGCAAUUUGUACUUUGCCCCUGUGAUACACAAUUCCUUGAAUGGGCUGGAGUGUGAUUAGUCUUUGGAAAAAUUGAACAACUGUGUAACAGUUUCCUUCUUUUUUUUUUCAAAUAUAUUUUAAUUUCACU
Messenger RNA from Lepidothrix coronata (blue-crowned manakin), 5560 nucleotides. It is a transcript of the gene MGAT4A, whose product is annotated as mannosyl (alpha-1,3-)-glycoprotein beta-1,4-N-acetylglucosaminyltransferase, isozyme A. Gene Ontology annotation, cellular component: endoplasmic reticulum-Golgi intermediate compartment; Golgi stack; endoplasmic reticulum. Lineage: Eukaryota; Metazoa; Chordata; Aves; Passeriformes; Pipridae. Bases 1 to 1557 code for a protein of 518 amino acids. Gene Ontology annotation, molecular function: acetylglucosaminyltransferase activity. The record is from RefSeq and is a predicted model, not a curated record. Gene Ontology annotation, biological process: protein N-linked glycosylation. The transcript is spliced from 15 exons.